Molecule: messenger RNA, 2597 nt
Organism: Lipotes vexillifer (Yangtze River dolphin)
Lineage: Eukaryota; Metazoa; Chordata; Mammalia; Artiodactyla; Lipotidae
Gene: ENOX1
Product: ecto-NOX disulfide-thiol exchanger 1
Exons: 15
Coding region: 279-2150 (623 amino acids)
Biological process (GO): ultradian rhythm
Cellular component (GO): external side of plasma membrane; plasma membrane
Molecular function (GO): RNA binding; NADH dehydrogenase activity; protein disulfide isomerase activity
Source: RefSeq, a predicted model, not a curated record
CAGAAGCAUCUGGCAUGUCAGAGCUACAGUGUCUUCCAUGGGACUUCCUUUGUGAAUAGCUUCCAUUUAAAAGAGUUGUGUGAAUACCUUGUUUCAGUCAAGUUCCCAAAGAACACAUUUGUCUUCUGAUCUGCUGGAGGUCUUAAGAAUCCGAUGAUCUCCGUGGGGAUCCUGCACUCAGCCAUCAAAGCACUCCCGCCCCUCAGGAUGCUCGUAAUUCAAUCGUAGAUGCAGGCGGCGUUGAAAGCAUCACACAGUGUCCCCAGCAGCUUCCUCAGAUGAUGGCUGCAGCAGCCGAUGGUUUGGGGAGUCUCGCAAUCGACACGACCCAGCUGAACAUGUCAGUGACGGACCCCACCGCCUGGGCCACCGCUAUGAAUAACUUGGGCAUGGUUCCCGUGGGGUUGCCUGGACAGCAGCUCGUGUCGGACUCAAUCUGUGUACCAGGCUUUGACCCAGGCCUCAACAUGAUGACUGGGAUCACCCCUAUUAACCCAAUGAUACCAGGCCUGGGGCUGGUACCACCCCCGCCAACAGAAGUGGCUGUCGUCAAAGAAAUAAUCCACUGCAAAAGCUGUACUCUUUUUCCCCAAAACCCAAAUCUUCCACCUCCCUCCACAAGAGAACGACCUCCCGGGUGUAAGACCGUGUUUGUCGGGGGAUUACCAGAAAACGCCACUGAGGAAAUCAUCCAAGAAGUCUUUGAGCAGUGCGGUGACAUCACAGCGAUUCGGAAAAGCAAGAAGAAUUUUUGUCACAUUCGCUUUGCCGAGGAGUUCAUGGUUGAUAAAGCCAUUUACCUUUCUGGUUACCGGAUGCGCUUAGGGUCUAGCACGGACAAAAAGGACUCGGGCCGGCUGCACGUGGACUUCGCCCAGGCCCGGGACGACUUCUACGAGUGGGAGUGCAAGCAGAGGAUGCGCGCCCGCGAGGAGCGGCACCGGCGCAAACUGGAGGAGGACCGGCUGCGGCCACCCUCGCCGCCGCCCAUCAUGCACUACUCAGAGCACGAGGCCGCGCUCUUGGCGGAGAAGCUGAAAGACGAUAGCAAGUUUUCAGAGGCCAUCACAGUGCUGCUGUCCUGGAUUGAGCGAGGGGAAGUAAACCGGAGGUCCGCAAACCAGUUCUAUUCCAUGGUGCAGUCGGCCAACAGCCAUGUCCGCCGGCUGAUGAACGAGAAAGCCACCCAUGAGCAGGAGAUGGAGGAGGCCAAGGAGAAUUUCAAAAAUGCCUUAACCGGGAUCCUCACUCAAUUUGAGCAGAUUGUGGCCGUUUUCAACGCUUCUACCAGACAAAAAGCUUGGGACCAUUUCUCGAAAGCUCAGCGCAAGAACAUAGACAUUUGGCGAAAGCAUUCUGAGGAGCUCCGGAACGCUCAGAGUGAGCAGCUUAUGGGCAUCCGCCGAGAAGAAGAGAUGGAAAUGUCGGAUGAUGAGAACUGUGACAGCCCUACUAAAAAAAUGAGAGUUGAUGAAUCAGCCCUGGCCGCCCAGGCCUACGCGCUUAAAGAAGAGAACGACAGCCUCCGGUGGCAGCUGGACGCCUACAGGAACGAAGUGGAGCUGCUGAAGCAGGAGAAAGAGCAGCUGUUUCGAACGGAAGAAAACCUGACCAAGGACCAGCAGGUGCAGUUCCUGCAGCAGACCAUGCAAGGCAUGCAACAGCAACUGCUGACCAUCCAGGAGGAGUUAAACAGCAAAAAGUCAGAAUUGGAACAAGCAAAGGAAGAGCAGUCACACACACAAGCAUUACUCAAAGUCCUCCAGGAACAAUUGAAGGGUACCAAGGAGUUGGUCGAGACCAAUGGCCACAGCCAUGAGGACACAAAUGAAAUUAAUGUGUUGACAGUCGCAUUGGUCAACCAAGACCGAGAGAACAAUAUUGAGAAAAGAAGCCAAGGCUUAAAAUCAGAGAAAGAAGCUCUGCUGAUCGGCAUCAUAUCAACGUUUCUUCACGUCCACCCUUUUGGAGCCAAUAUAGAAUAUCUCUGGUCAUACAUGCAGCAGCUGGACUCCAAGAUAUCUGCAAACGAAAUCGAAAUGCUUCUGAUGAGGUUGCCACGCAUGUUUAAACAGGAAUUCACAGGCGUGGGAGCAACGCUGGAAAAAAGGUGGAAGUUGUGUGCCUUUGAAGGAAUUAAAACUACCUAACUGUGAAGAGCAGCAAAGUCUCUGGAUAUGAAACUGCCUGAACCCAGCCAGGGCUGUGCAGUGUGAGCCCAGGAGGUUUGGGGCUGGUCCAGCGCAGGACCUUUAUGGAGCCAUCAGAGCCUGACUUUAGUUUACAUCUGUGGCGUUCUCUUGUGAGUGGAAAUGUAAUUGUGUACCAGUUCCCUAAAACAAACAAAGCUUCAUACUGUGACAGAUCUGUUUGCUACGAAAACCAACGAUUCCACAGUCAUGAUGGCAAAACCUUAAAAUGUGCUACGUCUGAGAAUAGCUCACCAAGUAAAAUAUUUAAAGUUAAUGAUGGUGUGGCAAUGGUUGUUGCUAGGCUACAGAGUUGUUGUAUAUGUAAUCUAUAGCUGAAAUCAUUCAAUGACAUUUUCCUGAAAGUCUUUCUGUUUGUUUUAGUAUAAAAAAAAAAAAAAAAAAAAA